AUGGGAUCCACCGAGACCAGACCCAAGAUUCUACUUCUUGGAAAAAUCUACCAUGCAAAAGGGUCUUGGAAUGCACUCAAUGAUCUUGGUGAGCUGAUCGAGACAACCGCCAGAAACCGUGCCGAAUUUAUUCAAGAGUGCCGGAAUGGGAAGUUCAAGGGUGUUGUCGCUGCCUACCGUACCUUCCAGUCUGCUCAGAUCACAGGCCAGAUCGAUGAGGAGCUGGUAAAGGAGCUGCCCAGUUCUCUGAUAUAUCUUGCAAGCUGCGGGGCCGGUUACGAUCAGAUUGAUGUCGGCGAUUGCAGUGCACGCAAGCCUCCGAUUCGCGUCUCGAACGUCCCCACUGCCGUGGACGAUGCGACUGCCGACGUGAACAUGUUUCUUAUUCUCGGUGCUCUGCGUAAUUUUAAUGCUGGUAUGCACGCUUUGCGUCAAGGAAAAUGGCGUGGUGGAGUGAGUCUUGGGCACGAUCCCGAGGGAAAGACCCUAGGCAUCUUGGGCAUGGGUGGCAUUGGCCGUAACCUGAAGAAGAAAGCCGAGACUUUCGGGAUGAAGGUCAUUUAUCACAAUCGCCGUCAGUUGAGCGACGAGCUCUCCGAUGGAGCUCAAUAUGUCUCGUUUGAUGAGCUCUUGUCCACCAGUGAUGUGCUUAGCUUGAAUCUGCCUCUGAAUAAAAACACACGUCACCUCAUCGGCAGGAAUGAGUUUGCGAAGAUGAAAGACGGCGUGGUUGUCGUCAACACAGCUCGCGGUGCUGUCAUGGAUGAGGCUGCACUCGUUGAGGCUUUGGACAGCGGCAAGGUGUUCUCGGCUGGUCUUGAUGUUUUCGAAGAGGAGCCCACGAUUCACCCCGGCUUGCUCAGCAAUUCGAAUGUGAUCUUGGUGCCUCACAUGGGAACUUGGACGAUUGAGACGCUCACUGCAAUGGAAGAAUGGGCUAUUGAGAAUGUCCGCCUCGCGUUGACCACUGGCAAGCUGAAGAGUCCAGUACCUGAGCAGGCUGACUUGUGGAGUUGA
Molecule: messenger RNA, 1017 nt
Organism: Penicillium maclennaniae
Lineage: Eukaryota; Fungi; Ascomycota; Eurotiomycetes; Eurotiales; Aspergillaceae
Product: D-mandelate dehydrogenase-like dehydrogenase
Exons: 5
Coding region: 1-1017 (338 amino acids)
Cellular component (GO): cytosol
Molecular function (GO): hydroxypyruvate reductase [NAD(P)H] activity; glyoxylate reductase (NADPH) activity; NAD binding
Source: RefSeq, a predicted model, not a curated record